This is a messenger RNA of Penaeus vannamei (Pacific white shrimp), 1051 nucleotides long. The record is from RefSeq and is a predicted model, not a curated record. NCBI's taxonomy places the organism in Eukaryota, Metazoa, Arthropoda, Malacostraca, Decapoda, Penaeidae.
AGUCUGCAUGCAGACGAUUGCCUGCCACGACAUCAACGGCAACUGCACCGACAGCUGCUUCUCUGGCCUCGUUCCUCUCGACGACCGCUGCCAGGGCGGCUGCGUCUGCUGCGUCGAGCCCCGGUGUCGGAAUACGGUCGACUGCGCCUUCAUGGGAGGCCACUGCGACGCGACCUGCGAUGACGACGAGUUCGAGUACCCUGGUCUUUGCCUCUCCGGAAACUGUUCCUGCUGCGUGAAAAAGGAAUGCACGCAAAGUAAAUGCUGCACCUUUCCUGGAGGGAGAUGCGACUGGAAAUGCAAAGAUGACGAAGUUACAGAAAAAGAUCUUUGUAUCGGAGAUUGCCUUUGCUGCUUCCAAGACAAGUGCCCAGACAGCCCCAAGUGCCAGGCGCUGGACGGGCGCUGCGUGGAGAGCUGUGAGGCGGACGAGCUGGCCGUCCCGUGGCUCUGCGGAGGCGAGAACUGCACCUGCUGUGUCAAGAACAACUGCAACCAGACCAAGUGCUGCGAAGCCUUCGGCGGAAGCUGCGGCAAGAUGUGCCACGAAGGCGAGGAGCCCAUCGAGGGCGUGUGCGAAGGAGCGUGCCAGUGCUGCGCCAAGGCCCCGUGUGAGCAGAGCAACUGCUGCAACGUCCUGGGCGGCAGAUGCAACGCCACGUGCGGCCGAGGCGAGCGAGCCGUCGAGGGCGUCUGCCACGGAGAGCACUGCCUCUGCUGCGUGCCGGAAGACCCUUGUCCCGACAGCGCCACCUGCCUGGAAAUAGGAGGCCACUGCGACCCAUCCUGCGAGAGCCACGAGGUCGGCUAUCCCUAUUACUGCCCCGACAGGUCUUGUCUCUGCUGCGUCGAGAGGACGACAACGAUCCCUCCGACCACGUCCACAUCAACGGUCUCAGGUGCUCAUCUUCACAACAGGUUUGAUCGAUCUGCCAAAACCACGACUUCCUACGUCGUCCCACAGGCUUCCUCCAUUCAUGGUUGUCUUGCACAGAACCUGGUGGGCUGGAUCAUCAUGUGGGAAACAAACCAUGUGGCUGUACAGCCUUAG